AUGUCCUCCUCGUCCUACAGCGCCAUUCCGCUCGCUGAAAUCGACAUACCCGGGCUCUCCGCCUCCCGCUUCCUCCUCCGCGAGGCGCGGCUGCUGCCGUACCGCGACGCCGAAGGCAACGUCAACCUGCACCUCUGCCGCCAGUCGGCGCGGCAGCUUGAGGAGAUGCCUCCCGGCAGCGGCGCGCUCGCCGCGGCGGACAAGCCGGCGCUCACCUCGAAGAUGAACACGUGGCUCCGGCACGUCGAACGGUGGGCACGCUCUUCGCAGAUCACCCCUGCUCGUCCGGCUGUGCCACCGCAGCAGACGCAGCAGGCCGGCGCCCGGCUCCGUCCGGCGUUCGUCGGCGUGGCCUCCGACGGCUCACCCGCUGCGGCGGGCGAGGUGUCGGGCGGCGCGGGUUGCGGCGGCGGCAAUGGUGGCGGCGGCGAGGCCGACAGUGAGGAGGAUGUGGACAGCGAGGAGGACGACACGCCGCUCUCGUCCCGGCCGAGCGUCGCCCUGCGGGGCGCUCGGCCGGUGCGAGCGGCGGCGCAGGGCGUGGGCGCGUCCCACGGUGGCGAGUCGGACGAUGACGAGAAGGCGGUGGGCGGGGGUAGUGGGGGCGAUGCGGGCUCGCCGGACGCAAUCGCCGACGGAGGCGCCCCUGGCGGCGACCACUCCUGCCACGCCGCGGGCAGCCGUGGCCUUGACGGGCUUCUUGGGUGGCACCCCUCUGGCGGGACGGGGCAUGGAGACGCCUCCCUCGGGGCGAACGACUCCCGCUUUCUGGCCGAGCUCGCGGCGCCGGCGGCGGGCGGCGUCAGGCUGCACCUCAGCGCGCGCUCGCAGACGGGCUACAAAGGCGUGACCGCUGUCGCGUGCCGCGGCGGCUUCAAGGCGCAGGUGAGCGAAGGCGAGCGCGGCAAGACCUACCGCCACCUCGGACUCUUCGCCACCAAGGCGGAGGCGGCGGCGCGCGCCCUCCUCGAGCCCAAGGCGCGACGGGCCCUCCUCUCCAAGCCGCUGCUCGAGGAGGCGGAGGGGGUGAGGCUGCACCUGAGCUCAAAGUCGGAGACGGGCUACCGCGGCGCGGCCGUGGCGUACGCGCGGGAGGCGGCGAGGCCGCGCGAGCCGCAGUUCGAGCCGAGGCCGCGAAGCGACGCGACGCGCGAGAAGCAACACGGCCAGAAGAAGCGGAAGCGGCAAGAGCGGCAAGAGGCGCCGUCACGCAACGGAGGCGCCGACGGUGGUGAUGUCGACGGCGGCGGCGGCGGCGGCGGCGGCGGCGGCCUGUACUUGGACGCAAAGGAGCUGGCCAAGCUUGUCGGGGAGCGGUGGCGGGCGCUGAGCGACGAGGAGAAGGCGCCGUGGGCCGAGCAGGCGAGGGUGGACCGUGCGAGGUAUGAGGUCCCUGGCUACGGGACGGCGACCUUCGACCUGAAGCACGAGAAGGCCGCGGGCGACCGCGAGCCGGUGCAGGCGGCGGAGCGCUCGUUCGUCGAGCGCACCGCGCCGCGGAAGGAGGAGCUGACGGAGGAGCAGAAGGAUGCUCGGGCCGCGGCUCGCAGGGCCAAAAAGGCCCGGCAGAAGGCGAACAAGGCGGAGAAGGCUGCGGCGGCGGCUGCGAGCGAGGCUGAGCGUGCGGACUACCCGCACGCGCAGCUGCGCGAGAACGUCGAGUUCGUCAUGGACGGCCUGGAGGCUGCGACGCAGGCGGCGCGCAACCCAGCGGGGUCCAAUAUUCAGGUCGCCUACUCGCUGCCUCCCGAGGGGGGCAGCGGGUUCGGCGACCUGGUGUACGCCACGGUCCCUCUGGGCUCCGUGGCGACCAAGGUCGCCCGGGACUGGCUCGCCAACGAGCUCUACGAGCCGUCCCGGGGCGGCAAAAUUGAUGCGGCCUGCAGGGACCGAAAGGUCGCCGACCUGAUCACGGCUGCCGGCGCCUCGGCGCCGGCCGACGCCGUGUUCGGCGGCAGGUUCGCGAAGGGCGAGACGCCCCGCUCGACGACCUCCGCCUCCGAGGCGGACGAGGGCGACGGCGCCGGCGGCGAUGGCGGGACCGGCUUCGACCUGUUCGGGCCGGACCCCACCCCCAUGGAGGACCUUUGA
This is a messenger RNA of Emiliania huxleyi CCMP1516, 2091 nucleotides long. RefSeq lists its product as hypothetical. The record is from RefSeq and is a predicted model, not a curated record. NCBI's taxonomy places the organism in Eukaryota, Haptophyta, Isochrysidales, Noelaerhabdaceae. Bases 1 to 2091 code for a protein of 696 amino acids. The transcript is spliced from 7 exons.